GCGCUGUCUCCACGUUGUGUAAAUGAAUCCAAAACCACCGAGGAAGAAACUCGCCGGAAGCUACUUUUAGUGAACACGCGGUGCGUCCGGCCUUUCCAACAGGGCAGCGAGAGGGAACAUGGCCAAGAUCAAGGCACGAGAUCUUCGGGGUAAGAAGAAGGAGGAACUGCUGAAGCAGCUGGAUGAUCUGAAAAACGAGCUGUCCCAGCUCCGUGUGGCUAAGGUGACCGGAGGAGCUGCCUCCAAGCUCUCCAAGAUUCGUGUUGUCCGAAAAUCCAUCGCCAGAGUCCUGACUGUAAUCAACCAGACACAGAAGGAGAAUCUGAGGAAGUUCUACAAGGGUAAGAAGUACAAGCCCCUGGAUCUGAGACCCAAGAAGACCAGAGCUCUGCGUCGUCGGCUCAACAAACAUGAAGAGGGUCUGCGCACCAAGAAACAGCAGAGGAAAGACCUCCUCUACUCCAUCCGCAAAUUUGCUGUCAAAGCUUAGAGGCUUUUUCUAUCGGUAAAAUAAAAUCUGUAAAACACCA
Messenger RNA from Notolabrus celidotus (New Zealand spotty), 530 nucleotides. RefSeq names its product ribosomal protein L35 (gene rpl35). NCBI's taxonomy places the organism in Eukaryota, Metazoa, Chordata, Actinopteri, Labriformes, Labridae. Gene Ontology annotation, cellular component: ribosome; cytosolic large ribosomal subunit. The record is from RefSeq and is a predicted model, not a curated record. Gene Ontology annotation, biological process: translation; maturation of LSU-rRNA from tricistronic rRNA transcript (SSU-rRNA, 5.8S rRNA, LSU-rRNA). The transcript has 4 exons. Gene Ontology annotation, molecular function: mRNA binding; structural constituent of ribosome. The coding region runs from base 119 to 490 and encodes 123 amino acids.